AUUGGAAACACAGCUAUUGUAAAAGCGUAGUCGACACAGUAUACAUUUCAAAGUGUCACAGGCAGCAUGUGCGUUGAUCUACUUGGUUCGUGAUGAAUAACUCAAUUUGGAGUUGUAUGAUAAGGCUGCAAUCCUUAAGCUUUGUAUUUCCUUAUUUGCCGGUUCUUAAAAUUGAGCAGCUGACCGUAACUAAAAGCCCCGUCGCUGUCUAAGCUAGCAUUAGCCAUGAGCACGUCAAAAGCAAAUGCUCUCGCAAGUUUAAAGGCAAGGAGACAGCAAGCUGCGUCAACUUCAACUCCCGAGACCGGUGCAUCUCCCGGGACUAGGACGGGGCUCAUAGCUUCAGAUGAAUCAAAGUCCUCAGUACCAAACCUCCCGGAGGCGGCAGAACCCGCACCGGGGCCCUCGGUCGCGGCGGAGACGGCCCCCCCCUCCGCAGCUCCCCCGGGCCCCUCCCCGCCGCUACCCACCCGCCAGGUGGAGGCAUUCGCCUGGGUGUGCGGCACCUGCCAGCGGGAGUGCGUGCCAGUGCGCAGCGAGUCGCGGUGUCUGUGCGGCCACCGGCUCAGAGAACACGACCCCGCCAGCUCCCAAGCCGCCUCCAGGUGCGGCGCCUGUAGCACCAAACCUACGCAGCGCAGCACAGUGCACAGCCUUCACGGGGACUGUGCGAGUGUCCUCUGCUGCUCAUUCCUCGUCCAAAUCUGGUGGCGUCUGAACACAAGCCAGCUAGCUCCAAACCUAGUGGAAGAAGC
Messenger RNA from Volvox carteri f. nagariensis, 755 nucleotides. RefSeq lists its product as uncharacterized. The record is from RefSeq and is a predicted model, not a curated record. The annotation marks the transcript as partial. The transcript is spliced from 2 exons. NCBI's taxonomy places the organism in Eukaryota, Viridiplantae, Chlorophyta, Chlorophyceae, Chlamydomonadales, Volvocaceae.